AUGGACGACGACGACAUCCUCGAGGUCGAUAGCCCCAUGGAGCCUGCCGUCGAUCUAGACGAGGACGAGGACGAAGAGAUGCCCACACUUUCCCUCGAUGGAGCUGCCGGAGCUACCUCGCAACCUGCCAAGAAGCCACGGACAGAGAACCGUCAUCUCCAGCUCGACUACCCGCAGAGUCUUCCAUACGUGUGCGAGACGCUCGACGAGUUCGACGCCCGCCUCGACCACAUCAUUCGCCGUCUCGUCGACUGCGUCCGCGCCAAAGACUACGACAUCGGCCUCGUGCAGUGGAAUCACCGCUUGCAGUGCCUUCUUUCGCUCAAGUACCCUCUCCUUCGCAAGACGAGGGCACGCCUCGCUCGCUUCUACUACCACCUCGCGGUGCUUCCAGGACUCAACACACGAUGUAUCGAGCUCGCCGCCAACAUGUGCAUCACCUUGAUAGAGAACAAGAAGAAGUGCGACAUUCGCGACCUCGUCCUGCCAUGGAAGCCCCUCUACGCCAUUCUCGACAAGGAACUCUUCCCCAAGCGUCGCAGAACCGGCCUCACCAACAUCUCGGACGUCCUCCUCGACCUUGCAGAGACUGCGCAGCGCUUCUUCCCCGCUAGCGACGCCGACGACAUGCUUCGCACCUUCCUGCCAAAGAUGGACGGCUCCAACCUCAACUCGGUCAUCGCAACACAGGCGUUCCUCGUUCACUUUUUGCCCAUCAGCCAUCCACAGCGAUGGCUCCCAGCCAUGUUCCGUCUCUGGGAGAGCUUCAAUUCGUCCCUCUUCGACGACCAGAUGCUCGACCUCCUCGCACGCCUCGCAGAGAUGCACGUCACCGACCCUUCCAUCAGCUCCACAUCCGCCGCACGCAAGGCAAGCCUCUUGGCCGAAUCUACUCUGCGUUCCGAGGCGCAGGCUGUCAGCGAUGUUUCUGCCAACGGCAACACGCAAGCCGAGGCUAGCACGAACAACGCCGAAGCGACCAAGUCGCCUGAUCCAGGUAGCUCGACACCCCCUUCGGGCACAGAGAGCCCUUCGGCAAGCGUCGGUCUCUUCAGCGACAUUGGCAUCUUCACCGAGCAGCAGUUCUCGCUCAUCAUGACAAAGUGUCUCAAGUCCGCCGGCCUCCCCGUCGGCUCCAGCAAGGCCGCCAACGCUGCCCUCAUGGCCCAGUCCGCCAGCGUGCGCAGCGGUCCCGACGCCGCUGCCUCCGGUGCCACGCUCAAGAUGAAGAAGCCCACAGACCGCCUUCGCUCCUUUGCCGUCAUCAUCGCCUACUCGAUCUCCAAAGACGGACCCAGCCCCCCUGAGGUCGCCUCGGCCUCCUACGUACCCACUCCCACCGGCGCUUCUUCGCCCGGUGUAGCCAAGCCCGUCACCACGUAUCCUGCCGGCUCCAAGGCUCUCGACCAUCUGGCCAAAUUUGUCCAGGCCACCGAGAGCUACUUCCAUCCCUCCAACUGGGGCUUGUGGCAGAUCUCGCUCUCCAAUCUGGUUCAGCAGAUCAUGUUCGAGUUCCUCAAGCGCGCAAAGGAAGAGGAGAGGCCACAGUGCAAGACGCCUCAUCAGUAUCGUCUCACCGACGACAUCAAGACCGAGAUCGUCUCGAUCCUCCGCACCGUCUGCCUCCUCUCCAUGUUUUCCAAGGGCCCGCUCGCCAUCGCUUCGUCACAGGCGAGCUUGAAGCGCAUGGCCAUCCUCGCUCCCGAGCUCGUCAUCCCUGCCGUGCUCGACCGCGCCUUCAACUCGCUCGAGGCUCUCGAGACCACCCACCGCACCAAUGCCGUCAUCACCGCGCUCUCCACUCUCGCGCCCGUCUUCACCUCACGUCAGCUCGACCGUUCCGGUGGAAAGCAUCUCCUUCCGCUCCUCCAGCUCUGCAUCCCCGGCAUCGACCUCAACGACCCCAUGAAGACCAUGAGCACCUGCAUGUUCGUCCUCCUUUCCACCCUUUCGCUUCGCAUCGAUGACCUCACCAGGCCAGAGACUUAUGCAGAUGAUCACGAGACCAUCGAACCCCUUCCCGAUCAGCCUAGCCUGGGGCCAGCGAGGCGCGAGGCUGUGACCGGCUCGCUCGAGGACGCAGAGCCCGCGUCGCCCCAGCAGGAAGAUGAUCAGCUGCGCAUCAGCACCGCCGAAUUCGAUCCAUGGCUCUCCGCUUUCUUCCAGAGGGUCCUCUCCCUGUUUGAAACGCUUCCAGAGGAGGGCAAAGGCGGACGCACAGGCGGCAAGGCCGAAGAGCAAGUCAUCAACAUGGUCAUGGCCGCUUCAGAUGGUCUUUGCCGAGCCAUGAGCCCGUACCUGCUAGAGAAGUCAUUCGCCAAGAUUGCCGACUACUGCGCAAACACCGUUUCGGCCACCUCGGUGCGCGUCAUCGGCUCCUUGGUCGGUUGCUUUGCCCGUGCAGACGGAAGGAUGGUGCUCAAGAGGCUCUUGCCGCAGUGCAUUGCAAACAUUCGUGCCGAGAUCGCCAACGGUGCCAGCUCCACGCGGACGACGAGCACGAGCAUACCUGCUCCCAGCGAUGCCACGCUGCACUGGAACUUGAGCGUCUUGACCGGUGCCGUGACCGGCCCUGGCGAUCACCUCUUGGAGUUCAAGGACGACCUCAUCGGCGUCCUUCGACUCGUCAUCGAGCAUUGCAAGAGCGAACGAGGCUACUCUUUCGGUGCCAAGCUCGUGCAAAAGAUGAUCGCCUCGCUCACCUCCCUCUAUCCGAGCGAACAGCGCUUUGUCAACCAGGAGAUCUGGGAGAGCGAUGACUUUGCUCGUCACUCGCACCUCUUCUGGGGCAAGAUGUACGACGAGAAGGCGGUCAAGAUGAAUUGGCAUGUCCCUACCCAGCCAGAGAUCGAUAUGGCACUCGAGCUCGUCGACGAGCUGGUAUUGCCGGCGCUGACCAAGGUGGAGGCCCUGCAAGCUGAAGGUCAGACGCGCGACAAGGCGUGGUCCAACGACUUCUGCCGCUACCUCAUGGUGGUCAGGAUGGGUCUAAUCGGCAUGCCUACCCUCAUCCAGGAGGACGACGUGGGCGGCGGCGAGCCUCUCAUGGACCUGGGCGACGAGGUGCCCGAGUUUAUCGAGAUUCCCCCACGCUUCAAGUCGUUCUUCUGCCUCACCGACCGCCAAGAUGCACGCUACCAGAAGGUCGCCGCUUUCAAGCAGCGCUGCGGUCAAGUCCUGCGUCUUUCCGCUCAGAGCACGCAGGCUUCGGGUGCAGAGGAUCAGAUCGACUGCGUCAAGAUGCUGAUCCGCACCAUUCGAUCCUAUCUCACCUGCUACAGCUACAACGGCGAGGAUUACAAGGCGCAUAUGCGCUCCCUUGGCUUCUUCCGCAACAUCGCCAAGCUCCAUGCGAAGCAGAAGGAGUUCCCGCGUGUGCUCUUCAUCCGCCGGUCUGCGUUCUACAACACCAGCCGGGCUCGACUGAACAGCUUCCAUCGCAAGAGGACGCCGCUCACCGAUCAGCUCAUCCUGCAGAUGCUCGACUUUUGCAUGUCCAACUACGUCGGCAUCCGCCAGACUGCGCAGAACACGCUCGACACCAUCGGCGGCGUCUACGACGGCACGUGGAUCCUGUGCCUGCCAAAGCUGAUCGAAGCAAUCCAGCCGGGCGUGCCCGAUGACCGGAUGAAGGGCGCCCUGUACGUGCUCGGAAGCAAAGGAGCCUCGUAUCUGUGCAUCACGGAUGCGCGCUUCAGCACAGAGUACAUCAUGAGCCUGCUUUCGGCGCAGCAUCACUCCAAGCCUUCGAUCCAGAAGCUUGUGCGCGGCAUCAUCAACGACUUUAUCAUCCGCUUCGCCGAGCCAUCGACGCUGACCAACAAGGUCGACUCUUCUGCGCUCGACGAGGCUGCCAAAGCUCUUGAGCGUGCGCUGCCUCCGCAUCUGCAGGCUCCCGAUGCAGACCUCGUCAAGGCAGUCGCGGCCAAGCGAGCUCUGCGCCUCGAGAGGGUUGACCAGAUGCACAAGGAGCUGACUGGCAAGGCGCUCGAGUUUGCCAGCAGCGAAACGACGCACUGGGCGUUCUCCAUCUUUGCGGCACGUCUUCUCAGGGCGCUGGUGCGCAAGGACCGGCCAAUGGACGAAGGCGCGGCAAAAUAUCUCGCCGAGCAGACGAUCUCGGAGAAUCCCAAGAUGCGCCACUGCGCUCAGGCUGCCAUCACCAAGGUCCUAUACUACGUCAAGCUGCGCACGCUUGCGCCUACGGACGAGGAUCUGCUGGUGGGACAGACCAAGAAUCCGCUCAAGCACUCGGAGAAGCUGCCCACGCCCGUGUCGGCAGAGUGGACGCAGCAGUACAUUGCGUCGUUCGCCGAGCCGCUGACACCGACGAGCAAGCUGCGUGACAAGCCGUCGCAAGGCUGGCUCGUGUGGGGCGAAGAAGAGAACUUCUAUGACCCACCGCCCGCGGAAGGGACCGUGUUUGACUGGGAUUCGGCCUCGCAGCCGGCGGUCGAAGCUGUGCGUGCUGCGAUCGCGCAGGACUCGUGGUGGCAAUCGUUCUGCCGACAUCUGUCGCAAGAGAGGGAGCGCGACUAUCCCGGCAGCGACUCGGUCAAUCUGAUCAAGUCGAUGUUCCAGAUUUACGGCGUCGAUCUGCUUCCAUUCGUGAAGACGACGGUGGAGAACUUCAUUGCCGAAAAGGACCGACACCGACACCGUGCUGCGUCCGAGCUGAUCUGUGGCAUCUACCGCGGCUCGAAGCACUGGAACAUGAAAGACCAGGGGACGCUGUGGACGUGGCUGGAAAGCCUGCUGCCCAAGAUCUUUGACGGCUGCACACCCGACAGCCAGCCCGCAUGGCAGUCGUGCAUCGAGUACAUGCUCCAGGCGCGCGAUCCGCGCCGAGCGCGUCCGUUGGUGAUGUACAUCGUGCAAGCCGCGCGCGACAACAUCGGCAAGGAGAACAACAACGCAAGUCCGUGGGAGCAGGCCAAGACGCAAAAUCUUCUGCGUGGAGCGCUGAUCUCGAUGAAUCUGCAAUUUGCGCCGUUUGGCGCCGACGAGUUCAUCCGGAUCUACUCGGAGAACUUUGACAAUCACUUCCAGGAGGUGCGUAGCGUCAUCAGCGAGAGCCUGGCGGAUCUGGAGCUGCUCCAGGUGAAUCCGUCGUUUGGCAACGUCGAGAUGAUGCUCGAUGUGUGCAGUUCGGGACAGGGCUCGUUGCUGUCGCGGCCUGAGCUGUACAACGGGCGACUCGAGACGCUGUCGCAGCAGCUCAAGCAGUGGCGGACGGAGCGCAAGCCCACGGCCGAGGGCACGUCGCAGUACGACCGUGCGGCUACGACGGCGCUGCUGUGGAUCUCGACGACGAUGGGAGAUCAUCGCAACAGCGCGCUGGCGGGCGAGGUGAUCAAGUACAUUCCCGACAUCUUUGCGAUGCUCGAGCUGCACGACAACAAGGAGCUCUCGGCGCUGGCACGCGCGGUGCUGACCAAGAUUUCGACGUAUCCGUUCACGUCUGAAUACGCCGGGCGACUGAUUGACACGGUGCUGCAGGUGACGCGGUCGUCGGUGGAUUCGUGGCGCGCUCGGCUGGACUCGCUGCCGGUACUGCAGGUGAUCUACUUCCAGAACCUGUUCUACCUCAACGAGACGCUGGUGCAGUCGAUCGUCGAGCUGCUGCUGGAGCUGCUCAGCGACCGACACCUCGAGGUGCGUGAGAUGGCAGCGGAUACUCUCUCGGGUAUCGUACGAUGCUCGCAGAGGAGGCUCAUCAAGACGCUCAAGAACCGAUUUACAAAGACGGUCGCGACGACGGUGGUGCCCAAGCGCGGCCAGCCAGGAUACGACCAGCAGCUGCUGGCGCUGCAUUCGGGCAUUCUGGGCGCGUCGGCGCUGCUGGCUGCGUUUCCGUACGAGGUGCCCGACUGGAUGCCGAGCUUGAUUGUCGAGACUGUGGCUCAGCAUACCGACGACGCGGUGCCGAUCUCGACGACGGUGCGCAAGUGCGCAGCCGACUUCAAGCGCACGCACCAAGACACGUGGUCGGAAGACCAGCACAAGUUCGGCGACCUCCUGCCCGAGGUGAACGACUUUACCCUCGGCCGAUCCGACUACUUUGCAUAA
Moesziomyces antarcticus is the source of this 6069-nucleotide messenger RNA. RefSeq names its product ARM repeat-containing protein. Gene Ontology annotation, cellular component: nucleus; cytosol. The transcript has a single exon. The coding region runs from base 1 to 6069 and encodes 2022 amino acids. Gene Ontology annotation, biological process: proteasomal ubiquitin-independent protein catabolic process. Gene Ontology annotation, molecular function: peptidase activator activity; proteasome binding. Lineage: Eukaryota; Fungi; Basidiomycota; Ustilaginomycetes; Ustilaginales; Ustilaginaceae. The record is from RefSeq and is a predicted model, not a curated record.